AGGUCUGGAGCUGGUCUCACACGCACGUUUACGCCCGUAGUGUAAUGACCUAGGGAAUAUGAACGAACAGUAAGAAUAACGCAUUAUAGAAACGCAUUGUACUUAUUUUACGCCAGCGCGCUGCGAUCAGGCUUUCAAAAAGACACGCACAGAAAAGUUUUCGAAAGUUCGAUUGAUUUUUCGACAAAAUGAACCACAGCUGCAACAUUGUACGUGAAACCGAGGAUGAAACGAUCCGCCAUUUCCCGAUUCAGGUUCCGACUGAGCCGGAGCCAGACCGCGCCGGCUUGGGGGUGAUUUCCUAUGUUUUGACGCAUGUUGACGUGGAGACGUUGCACAGACCUUUCGGAUUGCCUCAGCAUCCGGGAAGCUUCGCCAAUUACGAGCCGCCAUUGCGAGCGUUCCAAUUUUUCGAGUGUAGUGCGAUAGUGGAAAUCAUUCGGGCAGAAAUGAGUGCCGCCGCGCGCCAGAAGAAGUUCGCACCGCGCGUAGGGAACCCAACCAACCCUCGCAGCAAGACGGAGAAGCACAUAAACUUUAUUUUUCAGUCGCGUUACACUUCGGGGAGUACAUAUAGUUUGAACUCCAGCUUGGGCGCAGUCUUCGAGCCCAGCACAAACUCCGGAAAUCUCUGGGCUCAGUGGCACGGCUGGCUUGUCUUGUUGCAGGAAGCGCCCCACGGUGCAGGAGGUUUGCCUCGGAAUAUUGCUCUUGGUUUUUGUGAAGUCAAGGAGGGAACUGUCAGUUUGCACUGUUUCUCUCUUCACAAGUUCGGUGAGCACAAGCGUUACUUCGUGCGCCCGCUGAGCAAUGCCCUGUUCAAUAAGAAGUACUACGCUGCUUUGACGGAUCUGUUUGACACGACGUACGGCCGGAGAGUUGCAGAGCAGCUGACACGUGGAGACGGUCCGGCCAGGGUUUUGCUAUCAGGGACAGCGAACGAUUGGGGUCUCGAAUCGGCUGUGGAGCGGCUUGCUGCUUCCUGGCAAGGAGUGGCACCUUUCAACCAUCAACAGCUGCGUGCCUUGGCGCUUGAGCGGCUGAGCAUGAAUGGUGUCGUGCUCAUACAGGGCCCACCCGGCACCGGAAAAUCACACCUCAUUGUCAACGGCCUGGUGCCCGAACAAGUUGCAAACAGACAAAAAACACUUGUCGUUUGUAAUUCCAACACGGCGAUUGAUGACUUAAUGUUGAAAGUUAUCAGGAAUAACACGAUUCGAGAAGACCAGCUGCUGCGGGUCGGCGAUUAA
Amoebophrya sp. A120 is the source of this 1250-nucleotide messenger RNA. The record is from the annotation of a GenBank genome assembly. NCBI's taxonomy places the organism in Eukaryota, Dinophyceae, Syndiniales, Amoebophryaceae.